AUGUCCGAAGAAAACAUGUUUAGUAUCACUAGAGCAUCCACUGGUAAUGCUGCAAGGACUGGAUUGCUCAAUCUACCAAAUCGUCAACCUAUCAAAACACCACACUACCUGGCUCUGGCAUCUAGAGGAGCCAUCCCACAUUUGACUCAGGACAAUGUAGUCAAACAUACCGAUAUCCGCGGCGCAUAUAUGGCAGUGGAAGAUUUCGUAGAAAAAGGUACCCCAAUCCUCAAGUACAACCCGCCGAAUGGAACAUCAAGAUUGCGAGCAUACACCGCUACUCCCGAUAACCACCUCUUGGUUCUUGGAGCCCGCCGUUCACCACCUGUGCCUUCACCAGGAGCAAGCACCGAUGCUCAAAUGGCCAUCAUGACUGCAUUCGGCUUCACGAAGCUUCAGGCCACCACUUUCAGAAGCUUGACUUCUUCGCUGGAUCCGGAUAUCGUUGUCGGACUAGGAGAUAUCCCAUACGGCUACUACAAAGUCAGCUACAAGAAAAUCGACAAGAUCACGGAUAGAACAGCAAGAUGGAUGCAAGCGCAUGUGCAAGAAAGAGCUGUGGCUGCCAAAGAACAAGCAUCUAAACAACCGAUGUUAUAUGCGCCACUGCUGCCUUUGUCCUGCGAUGCGCAAAGAUAUUAUACCGAUCAUCUGGAGGAUAUGGUGAACGAUAUCCAUGGAUUGGCCAUCUACUCUACAGUCUCCAUGGCCGACCUGCCCGCAGAGCUGCAGCAUCUCCCUCGUCUGGGAUUAACGGAACCGAACAAUCCACGCGCAGUGCUUCAGGAUAUCUCCCACGGCAUCGACAUCACCACCCUCCCAUUCCUCAGCAGCGUAACAGACGCCGGGAUAGCUUUGGACAUCCGCUUCCCUGUCGCCAACCCUUCACCAGACUCACCUCUCCCUCUAGGCGUAGAUAUGUGGGAUACCGCACACGCAACAGAUGUCUCGGCUCUACGGGAAGGAUGCCCUUGCUACGCAUGCACAAAUCACCAUCGCGCAUUCCUCCAACAUUUACUUUCAGCAAAGGAAAUGCUAGCUUGGGUCUUGCUGCAGAUUCACAACCAUCAAGUCAUGGAUCAAUUUUUCCAAGGUGUACGCGAGAGUAUCGAAAGAGGGACUUUCGAACAGGAUGUUGCAGACUUUGAACGGGUUUACGAGCCAGAGUUUCCAGAGACUGGUGGUCGUGGUCCUAGACUGAGAGGCUAUCAGUUCAAAUCAGAGGGGCCUAAUGAGCGUAAGAGAAAUCCUGCGCCGUUUACAGUGUACAAGGGCAAGAAGGGCGAUCAGAGUGAGAAGAUUGUGGAGAAGGGAUCAGUUCCUGUACCGGGCCCUGAUGCCAUGGCAGAAGAUCUGGAAAAGGUCGGUUUUGCAGAAAAGGCAGAGUGA
Aureobasidium pullulans EXF-150 is the source of this 1389-nucleotide messenger RNA. RefSeq names its product tRNA-guanine transglycosylase. Gene Ontology annotation, molecular function: tRNA-guanosine(34) queuine transglycosylase activity. The coding region runs from base 1 to 1389 and encodes 462 amino acids. The record is from RefSeq and is a predicted model, not a curated record. The transcript has 3 exons. Lineage: Eukaryota; Fungi; Ascomycota; Dothideomycetes; Dothideales; Saccotheciaceae.